AGGCACAACUACCUUCUUCACCGGCCUCAACUUCAUUUUCAAGAAGGUCUGGGCUGUGUUCUGCUGCAACAGCCAUGGCUCCCAAAAAGAACAAGACGACCAAAAAGAGCAAAGGAGACAUAAAUGAAAUGACCAUAAUGGUGGAGGACAGCCCCAUCAACAAGAUCAACGGGCUGAACACGUUGUUAGAAGGAGGAAAUGGCUUUAACUGCAUCUCGACUGAAGUUACAGAUUCUGUGUAUGCUCCCAACCUCCUGGAGGGUUUGAGCAGCAUGAGGCACGACAGCUUCCUGUGUGAUCUAACUGUCGCCACCAAGUCCAAGUCUUUCGAUGUCCACAAGGUGGUCAUGGCCUCGUGCAGCGAGUAUAUUCGAAACAUCUUGAAGAAGGAUUCAUCCCUCCAGAAGAUUGACCUCAACGAUCUUUCACCCGUAGGCCUUGCCACAGCAAUCACAUAUGCAUACUCUGGAAAGCUUACCCUGUCACUGUACAGCAUUGGCAGCACUAUUGCUGCAGCCAUGCUGUUGCAGAUUGGCACUCUGGUGAAGAUGUGCAGUGAUUUCCUCAUGCAGGAGCUCAGUGUGGAGAACUGCAUGUAUGUGGUCAAUAUUGCUGAAACCUAUGACCUGAAAGAAACGAAGGAGGCGGCGCAGAAGUUCAUGCGGGAGAACUUCAUUGAGUUUUCUGAGAUGGAGCAGUUCCUGAAGCUUACCUAUGAGCAGAUCAGUGAUUUCCUCUCUGAUGAUUCCCUGCAGCUACCCUCUGAGAUCACAGCCUUCCAGAUAGCUAUGAAAUGGUUGGACUUUGAUGAGAAGAGGUUGAAGUAUGCAGCAGAUCUUCUAACUCACAUCCGCUUCGGCACAAUUUCUGCCCAAGACCUGGUCAAUCAUGUCCAGAAUGUACCCAGAAUGAUGCAAGACCCUGAGUGCCACCGUCUCCUAGUUGAUGCCAUGAAUUACCAUCUGCUGCCAUACCAACAGAAUAUCCUUCAGUCACGCAGAACAAAGGUACGCGGCGGCCUCAGAGUGAUGCUCACAGUUGGUGGACGCCCAGCCUUGACAGAGAAGUCACUUAGCAAAGACGUUCUCUACAGGGAUGCUGACAACGUGUGGAAUAAACUGACAGAAAUGCCAGCUAAGAGCUUCAAUCAGUGUGUGGCCGUCUUGGACGGCUUCCUGUAUGUGGCAGGUGGUGAAGACCAGAACGAUGCAAGGAACCAGGCUAAACAUGCUGUUAGCAACUUCUGCAGGUACGAUCCCCGGUUCAACACUUGGAUUCAUCUGAAUAACAUGAUCCAGAAGCGCACCCACUUCAGUCUCAACACCUUCAACGGCCUCUUGUUUGCCAUUGGAGGUCGUAACGCUGAUGGUUGUCAGGCCUCGGUGGAGUGUUACGUCCCCUCUUCCAACCAGUGGCAGAUGAAAGCUCCAAUGGAGGUGGCCCGCUGCUGCCAUGCCAGCUCCGUCAUCGAUGGCAAGAUCCUUGUAUCCGGAGGUUAUAUCAACAAUGCCUACUCCAGAGCUGUGUGCUCUUAUGACCCCUCCACUGACACCUGGCAGGAUAAGAAUAGUUUGAGCACGCCUAGGGGUUGGCACUGCGCCGCAACUGUGGGAGACCGUGCCUAUGUCAUCGGUGGCAGCCAGUUAGGAGGUCGAGGGGAGAGGGUAGAUGUCCUAGCAGUUGAAAGUUACAAUCCUCAUAACGGGCAAUGGAGCUACUGCGCCCCUCUUCACACGGGGGUGAGCACUGCUGGUGUCGCCAUUUUGAACAGCAAGAUCUAUCUCCUCGGAGGCUGGAAUGAGGUUGAGAAGAAGUACAAGAAAUGCAUUCAGGCUUACAACCCUGAUCUCAAUGAAUGGACUGAGGAUGAGGAGUUGCCAGAAGCUACAGUCGGCAUCUCAUGUUGUGUCGUCACCAUACCCACACGGAAAACACGAGAGUCUAGAGCCAGUUCAGUUUCCUCUGCACCAGUCAGUAUAUAAGCAUUCAGAUGAUGUAGUUUACAUGCCUGAAGGCCUCCAGCUUGUCUGAUGCAUAAAUCUUCUAAAUUCUACCAAUGGUCCCUUUUUCAAGGGUGAAGAUAUUUAUAGAUGUUCUUAUUUUACAUGAUCAACUUUUUCAGUUAAACAGAAAGAUAAAUAAAUGCAAAUGUCACAAGAAACUUGAGAGAUUAAAGUAGUCAAAUUAGUAUUUCUUCAAAAAAAUUCUUGUUUUCAAAUGGAAGCAAAUGUUUGAAUUU
Myripristis murdjan (pinecone soldierfish) is the source of this 2239-nucleotide messenger RNA. RefSeq names its product kelch-like family member 31 (gene klhl31). Gene Ontology annotation, cellular component: nucleus. NCBI's taxonomy places the organism in Eukaryota, Metazoa, Chordata, Actinopteri, Holocentriformes, Holocentridae. The transcript has 3 exons. The coding region runs from base 75 to 1982 and encodes 635 amino acids. The record is from RefSeq and is a predicted model, not a curated record. Gene Ontology annotation, biological process: negative regulation of protein phosphorylation. Gene Ontology annotation, molecular function: protein binding.